Messenger RNA from Cryptococcus amylolentus CBS 6039, 900 nucleotides. RefSeq lists its product as hypothetical. Lineage: Eukaryota; Fungi; Basidiomycota; Tremellomycetes; Tremellales; Cryptococcaceae. The record is from RefSeq and is a predicted model, not a curated record. Gene Ontology annotation, cellular component: Golgi apparatus; cortical endoplasmic reticulum. The coding region runs from base 1 to 900 and encodes 299 amino acids. The transcript has 3 exons. Gene Ontology annotation, biological process: intracellular sterol transport; sphingolipid metabolic process; regulation of plasma membrane sterol distribution.
AUGCCCCUCUGCACCCACUGUGCAUGCCCCGUAGACACCCUCUACACCGUGUACAACUCACAACAGAACAUCCGCCUCGCAGUCUGCCCCAGAUGCAACCAGUUUGCAGAUCCCCUUAUAGAGCAUCCCUCCCUCCUACUCUUCCUCGAUCUUGUCCUCCUCAAACCCCGCGUAUUCCUCCAUCUCCUGUUCAAUAGAGGUUCAGUGCCGUUUCUGUCUGCCGCUCCCAACCCACCGGAGGAGGAACGCGAGGCUAUACGACGUGGCUGGCUUGUUGACGAUCUUUCGUUGCUAUUAUUACUCAGCAUCACCGCAGAAGUACUCGUGAGGCUUCUCGGGCUUGAAGAUCUGGAUGCCGAGAAAGUUGGAGAGACAGUCGGCUUGGUGCUACGAGAAGGCGUCGCUCAGCACCUUGCUACGCUAGGCCUUGCACUGGCGGCGCUCAAAGUGCGAAGCUGGGACUCUGUGCCCUUGAAGCAGCUGAGGGCACAACCUCUGGAAAUACAAGAUGGUAGACAGCGAUACUUCUCGCCUAUACUGAUUCCGAUCACUCUCCUCUACACCGCGCUCCUUCCGCUUCUCUUCCAGCUAUUCCUCUAUCCCUGGACCAACCCUGUCACGACUCAUGUGCCACCAACAUCCCUCCUGUCAACUCUUCCCAUCCUGGGAUCGUGGGCACCCUCGCCCGCCAUCACCGCCUUUGACAAACAUCUGAGCUUGCAGUGGGCGCAGACAGACAAGAUCUGGGCUGGUACGAGACUUUUGGGUGGUAUGAGUGCGGGGUUUGGGCUGAGGGUGCUUCUUCCAACGAAACCGUGGGAGACCACGGGGAUCGUUCUCGCGGGUUGGGUCGCUGCAGGCCUGGUUGGGGCGUUUGGGAAGGAACUCCUUCAGGGGUGA